Orbilia oligospora ATCC 24927 is the source of this 1389-nucleotide messenger RNA. RefSeq lists its product as uncharacterized. The coding region runs from base 1 to 1389 and encodes 462 amino acids. The transcript has 2 exons. NCBI's taxonomy places the organism in Eukaryota, Fungi, Ascomycota, Orbiliomycetes, Orbiliales, Orbiliaceae. The record is from RefSeq and is a predicted model, not a curated record.
AUGGACGAAUCAUACUACGACGAAGCCGCGGACCCGACUUGGUUCGAUAAAAUGAACAUAGCCGAUAAACUAGAGCUUUACGACUUGAACAGGCAACAGCAAAGGCCGCCACGCGUACGCUCCAAUGUCGGUUCAGGGCCAUUUUCUCAAUAUCGGAACACCACCGCAUCCGGGUUUUUGAGCCCGAUCCAGAAUACUCCAGCUGCCUCGCAAUACGAUAUUAUGCUCGAUAAAAUGGAUGCAGCCGAAAGAGAAACAUACUUCGGUGGAUACAGUAGAGAGCCGAAGCCGCCAUAUGUACAUCCCGACGCCAAUUUCGUGUCGUUCUAUGAAUAUCGCAGCAACGACAUCGAUGGGUUCAGUUCGGAUGGCAAUACCCUGGCUGCGUCUGAAUACAAUAACUCGUUUGGAACCAUUGAGACCAGUACUACGUUUUGCUCUCCUAUCGAAAAUUUAAACGAUAGUAUGGGAACUUGGCCGAGUUUCAGUCCUAGUGCGGGUAGCGUUGAUGUCAAUCUUAUCGACGCAAUUGUUGGCGAGUUUAGGAACAGGAGUUCGAUUGUAUCAGCACGACCUAGUCCAAACCUAGCUCCACAGUUCGAUCUCGAAGACAUUGAAGGGUUGGAGGCAUUAAGCGCCGGCAAUUCUAGGGAGGUGGCGAAAGUAGCCGGCCUGACGGAGGGAACUUCGUCAUCCUUGUACGAUAACUUUGGAAGGGAAAGGUUCAAGAAAUUGAAGCGGUCCGUCGACAAGUACAGCGAAAUUUUAGAUGCGUCGGGAUCGGAUUCGCAAGAGGAUCACGCGGGAGAGCGAACUAUUUCAGCAAGUCGAGGACGGGAGCGCCCUCGAAUCGAAACAGCCUUCGACAAUCGACAGAAUCCUCAACCAACUAGAAGUCGCAGGACUACCGGUUACAAUCGUGAACCUGCGCAAAGGGAUCCCCGCGUGGGUGGAAAUUCUAUUCCACUCAUCAAUACCAUCCCACCCUCCCAGGGAAACCAUGGAGGUCAACGAACAAGCAACACCGAUAAACAUCCUCGAAAACGGACCCGGCAUGCUCCAGCGUUCCGACAGCUUGAACCCAAGUCUGGACCUCAUCACGUCUCAUCCGUUCCUGAUCCAGCUCACCCAACGCAGCGAGAACCUGUUCCUCGCCCCGCAAAUGGCGAGUUUAAAUGCACCGUAAUCGGUUGCACAAGGCGGUACAACAGGAGCGAAAAUCUUUGUCGUCAUCUUAGGGUGGACCACCGCCAUCCUAAGGUUGACUAUAAACCAAGCGACGUACGUUUGAUGUGCCCAGAGUGCGGGGCGAUGCGUAGUGGCGGAAGGGCGCAAGAAAAUAUGAAUACUCACAUGAGGGACAAGCAUGGGUUUAUCUCUCAUGUGUGA